CUCGAUUGGGCGGCCGAGGGGGAGGAGGCGGGGCGUGGCCGGCCGGGCCGCACGACCCUGCGGCCGCGCAGCGGAGGGCGCGCUUGACUGACAGGCGGCGGUGGCGCGGUUGAGACGGCAGGUUCCCUGCUGGAGGCCAGCCCUCACCCCAGUGCUCUGCAACCCACCACUGUGGACUGUUUCCAGAGAAUGCAGAUGUUGGCUGCUUCCUGGGGCUGUCACUUUACACAGAGGUGAGCCCAGGCCAGCAUGGGGGACUCCAGGGAAAUUUGCCCUCAUCUUGACUCAAUAGGGGAGGUGACCAAAGAGGACUUGCUGCUCAAAUCCAAGGGCACCUGUCAAUCAUGUGGCGUUGCUGGACCGAACCUGUGGGCCUGCCUCCAGGUCGCCUGCCCCUACGUUGGCUGCGGAGAAUCCUACGCUGACCACAGCACCAUUCACGCGCAGGUGAAAAAGCACAACCUGACAGUGAACCUGACCACGUUCCGGGUGUGGUGUUACGCCUGUGAGAAGGAGGUGUUCCUGGAGCAACGGCUGGCGGCCCAUCCCCCUGGCCCCCCACCCAAGUUCUCGGAGCAGGACUCUCCACCGCCCUCCCACCCUCUGAAAGCCGUUCCUAUCGCUGUGGCUGAUGAAGGAGAGUCUGAGUCAGAGGACGAUGACCUCAAACCUCGAGGCCUCACGGGCAUGAAGAACCUGGGCAACUCAUGCUACAUGAACGCGGCCCUGCAGGCCCUGUCCAACUGCCCUCCGCUGACCCAGUUCUUCUUGGAGUGUGGAGGCCUGGUGCGCACAGACAAGAAGCCCGCCCUGUGCAAAAGUUACCAGAAGCUGGUGUCUGAGGUCUGGCACAGGAAGCGCCCCAGCUACGUGGUUCCCACCAGCCUGUCCCAUGGGAUCAAGUUGGUCAACCCGAUGUUUCGAGGCUAUGCUCAGCAGGACACCCAGGAGUUCCUGCGCUGCCUCAUGGACCAGCUGCACGAGGAGCUCAAGGAGCCGGUCGUGGCGGCCGUGGCGCUGACUGAGGCUCGGGACUCGGACUCGAGCGACACAGAUGAGAAGCGGGAGGGUGACCGGAGCCCGUCAGAGGACGAGUUCCUGUCCUGCGACUCCAGCAGCGACCGCGGUGAGGGGGAGGCGCAGGGCCGCGGCAGGGGCGGCUCGCAGGCCGAGGCGGAGCUGCUGAUGGCGGAGGAGGCAGGCCGCGCCAUCUCCGAGAAGGAGCGGAUGAAGGACCGCAAGUUCUCCUGGGGCCAGCAGCGCACGAACUCGGAGCAGGUGGACGAGGACGCCGACGUGGACACCGCCAUGGCCGCCCUGGACCAGCUGUCCCCGGAGACGCAGCCCCCGUCACCGCGGUCCCACGGUCCCCCUCUGCCCCCAGAGCCGGACAACGAGGCCCACAUGCGCAGCGCCUCUCGUCCCUGCAGCCCCGUCCACCACCACGAGGGCCACGCCAAGCUGCCCAGCAGCCCUCCACGCGCGAGCCCCGUCAGGAUGGGGCCGUCCUACGUGCUCAAGAAAGCCCAGGUACCGAGCGCCGGCAGCCGCAGACGGAAGGAGCAGCGCUACCGCAGCGUCAUCUCAGACAUCUUCGACGGCUCCAUCCUCAGCCUCGUGCAGUGUCUCACCUGUGACCGGGUGUCCACCACAGUGGAGACGUUCCAGGACCUUUCGCUGCCCAUUCCUGGCAAGGAGGACCUGGCCAAGCUCCAUUCGGCCAUCUACCAGAACGUGCCGGCCAAGCCAGGCACCUGUGGGGACACCUACGCCGCCCAGGGCUGGCUUGCCUUUAUCGUGGAGUAUAUCCGACGGUUCGUGGUAUCCUGUACCCCCAGCUGGUUUUGGGGGCCAGUCGUCACCCUGGAAGACUGCCUCGCUGCCUUCUUUGCUGCUGAUGAGCUGAAGGGUGACAACAUGUACAGCUGUGAACGGUGUAAAAAGCUGCGGAAUGGGGUGAAGUACUGUAAGGUCCUGCGGUUGCCCGAGAUCCUGUGCAUUCACCUGAAGCGCUUUCGACACGAGGUGAUGUACUCAUUCAAGAUCAGCAGCCACGUCUCCUUCCCCCUCGAGGGACUUGACCUGCGCCCCUUCCUCGCCAAGGAGUGCACGUCCCAGAUCACCACCUACGACCUCCUCUCGGUCAUCUGCCACCAUGGCACGGCAGGCAGUGGCCACUACAUCGCCUACUGCCAGAACGUGAUCAACGGGCAGUGGUAUGAGUUUGAUGACCAGUAUGUCACCGAGGUCCACGAGACAGUGGUGCAGAAUGCCGAGGCCUACGUGCUCUUCUACAGAAAGAGCAGCGAGGAGGCCAUGCGGGAGCGGCAGCAGGUGGUGUCCCUCGCGGCCAUGCGGGAGCCCAGCCUGCUGCGGUUCUACGUGUCCCGGGAAUGGCUCAACAAGUUCAACACCUUCGCCGAGCCGGGGCCCAUCACCAACCACACCUUCCUCUGCGCCCAUGGAGGCAUCCCGCCCAACAAAUACCACUACAUUGAUGACCUGGUGGUGAUCCUGCCCCAGAACGUGUGGGAGCACCUCUACAACAGGUUUGGGGGUGGCCCUGCCGUGAACCAUCUGUACGUGUGCUCCAUCUGCCAGGUGGAGAUUGAGGCGCUGGCCAAGCGCAGGCGGAUUGAGAUCGACACCUUCAUUAAGCUGAACAAGGCGUUCCAGGCGGAGGAGUCACCCAGCGUCAUCUACUGCAUCAGCAUGCAGUGGUUCCGGGAGUGGGAGGCCUUUGUCAAGGGGAAGGACAAUGAGCCCCCUGGGCCCAUUGACAACAGCAAGAUCGCACAGGUCAAAGGAAGCGGCCACAUCCAGCUGAAGCCGGGCGCUGACUACGGGCAGAUUUCAGAGGAGACCUGGGUGUACCUGAACAGCCUGUACGGCGGCGGCCCCGAGAUCGCCAUCCGACAGAGUGUGGCCCAGCCCCAGGACUCAGACAGCUUACACGGGGAGCAGAAGAUUGAAGCCGAGACCCGGGCCGUGUGACUCAGUGGGCCAGUCUGCCCCACCUUUGCGCUCCUCCCUGCGGAGGGGGAGUUUGUACCCAGAAGAGAGGCCGGCCGCUUCGGAAACCCAGAUGUGUAAAGAGGCAGAAAAGUUCUUUUGGUUCACAGUGAGUAACGCUGCCGCUGGGAAAUAGAUCCACUUCAGGCUUGUUUAAACAACCAAGGCUCUGCAACAUUAACUCGGGUCUCCGUCCCAGCAGUGCUCUCACGUCACUGCGUCGUUGUGUCCCCAAAACAUGCCCGCUCGCCAGCUCAGGCCUCCCUAUUGUCCCUGGAGCUCUCAGUCAGGGGCCAUGGCCUUGGGACAGACGGUCCGGGAGGGGCUGCCGCUUCCCAGGCUGGGCGCCUGGUCCAGCACCCACUGCGGGUGAAUGGUCAGCGCUGGCGGGCAGGGCGCCGGGCACUUGGCAGGGAGGGUACAGCCGCUUGUCACUGAAGCCCGUUCCUCAUGAGGCCCUGCUUCGCCUGUGCACCUCCUGGUUGGCACAGGAGUUUCCUGAGUCCUGGGCUGCUCUCAGCAUUUUUCCUGCAGACUAAUAACCCAGACUUAUUGGCGAUGGGGACCCCAGGCCGGGGUUGGCUUUCUGUUGAUGGUGACUGUUUCUGGGUCCCCUCGCACCCUGUGCUGCUGAGCUGGCCCGGUGGAUUGGCUGUAACUUCCCCUGCCAGGGACCCAGAGAAUGAAGCAGAAACACCUCGCGUUGCUGUCAUUUGCUGCUAAGACAGCUUCCCUGGGGGCUGACGCUAGAGCAGACAUACCCCACUUUCUCCUCAUCACUGCUGAGCUGUGUGGAUUCCCUGGCCCAGGAGGGGCGGCACUGGGGCUGCUCUCACGUGUGGGUCCCGGAAGUGUGUCUUCUGGAUGCUGAGCGAGGCCCCUGCUGGGGCACUGGGACCACGGAGCACAGUGAGGUGGCACUGAAGCCCCUGGAGGAAACAGCAGGGGUCAGGAGAUGCUCACCUUGUCAGGGCCAAAGCGAGUGGGGUGUGGGGAAGGAGUCCCAGGACCAAACUCCCCCACACCGUGGCCUUCAGUCUCCGGAGCAGCAGUGUCGGCCGCAGUCCCCGCGGCGGUUCUGGCGGAGCCCCUGCAGCGCUCACUGCGCGCCCUCACUUCUGUGAUCUUGUUUCACGCGGAUCUGGUUCCUUCCCCGCCGAGGUGGCGCACGAUCAAAGAGCCAGCCGCCAUGGGAGUCUGGACACUUGCCGCCGUCCUUUGGAAGUCGUUGCCACAGCCAGCGGCAACCCCAGCGGCGACCCCAGCGCUGGGCCCGCGGCCACAUGUUGCGCUGUCUGUGACGUGGAGACUCCGCAGUGCGGGCUGUGAUCUCGCCCCGCGCCUGCGCGGUCUGGUGCGUGUUCAGCGUGUGUCGUAAUAAACACAUAUGCGUCCCCACA
Molecule: messenger RNA, 4412 nt
Organism: Vicugna pacos (alpaca)
Lineage: Eukaryota; Metazoa; Chordata; Mammalia; Artiodactyla; Camelidae
Source: RefSeq, a predicted model, not a curated record